Molecule: messenger RNA, 820 nt
Organism: Macadamia integrifolia
Lineage: Eukaryota; Viridiplantae; Streptophyta; Magnoliopsida; Proteales; Proteaceae
Product: protein LURP-one-related 8-like
Exons: 2
Coding region: 107-784 (225 amino acids)
Source: RefSeq, a predicted model, not a curated record
CAUUUUGGUAGACAUUGAGAGUCCAUUAACAUCAAUAAAUACUUCAAGCAACCCUUUCAGACUUUUGAAGCCCUGCGUCUUCCAUUCAUCUGUUAGAGAGAAAGAAAUGGUUCUUCUCUCUAGAUGUGCUUCAAUAAAAGCAGUGCGUGUUGGAGUUGGUGAAUCUUCCUGCCGGCUGGAGAAGAAGAAGAUGAAUUCGUACGAUGCUGGUAAUUGUAGCUUUACAUCACUAACAGUAUGGAGGAAAUCACUCUUAUUCAGCUGUCAUGGAUUUACAGUAUUUGACUCCAAUGGAAAUCUUGUCUAUCGAGUCGAUAACUACAGGGGUGAUCGUACAGAAGAUAUAGUUCUCAUGGAUGCCCGUGGGAAACCCCUCCAUACCCUGCAUCGUAAGGGAAGAAGAUUUAUGAAAAACUGGGUAGUAUUCGAAGGAGAAGCAGAGGAGAGAAAUGGGAAACCGAAGAAGCCAAUCUACUGUGGAAGGAAGAACGUAAAUUUGCUGUUGCAGAGAAACCCAAAUGUAUUGGCUCGUGUGUGUGGAGAUUCGGAUGGUCAUCCGGAGAAGAAGGGAUAUGGAUUGGUGAUACAAGGAAGUUACGAGAGAAGAUCAUGUGAAGUGGUAGAUGAUGAAUCAGGAGAGGUAUUUGCAGAGAUUAAGAGGAAAGAUGCAAACAUUAAAGGGAUCUCUUUUGGGCUCGAUGUCUUUCAUUUGAACGUUCGAUCGGGUUUCAAUCCUGCUUUUGCAAUGUCUCUGGUUUUACUUCUCGAUCAAAUGUUCACCUGAAAUCUCCCUCUGGUUUUACUUCUCGUUCAACUGUAC